UUCCAUAGUAAGGGGAAAAAAUCAUCCAGAUCAAUGAUCUGCCAGCAGGGGGCAGGACGUCAACUCCAGCGCGUGUCGUCGAGCUUGUUACCAUGCGACUGUAAACACCGAACCGAAGGGGGUUUGUCCUCUUGAUCAAACAAACGUGAGGCUGCUCCUCGUUUUUGUCGUCAUCUAUAGUUAGAAAUGGCGUAUACACAGUCCCCUAAGAAGUCUGGUCUACCACGAGAGGUUUUGAAAUGGCUGCAAAGUCUUGAAUUAUCGUUUUUCCCCAAAAACGUGCGCAGAGACUUUUCCAAUGGGUACAUAGUGGCGGAAAUAUUUUCCUGGUACUUCCCAAGGGAUUUUCAUAUGCACUCCUAUGAUAAUGGAGCUUCAUUGGCUGCCAAACAAUCCAACUGGUCCCAGAUUGAGAGAUUUUUUGUGAAGCAAAACAUCAGUCUGUUGAAAGAGGUCAUCGAUGGCACAAUCCACUGUAAACCUGGAGCUGCAGAGCUUCUUGUGCAAGAGAUUUACACCAUCCUGACCAACAGAAGAAUCCAGACCAUCCAGAGGGUGGAGCAAGACUUCACAGAUAAGGCUUAUCAAGACCAGUUGCCCAUGGUGGCUCGAGCCACAGCCUCAGUGGCCAUAAAGAGCAACUUGAGUCUCAGUGAGGUUAUAGCUGAACCCAACAUCAUCGCCAACCAGCACAAGGUCCUCGCGAUCAUACACAGGCACAUAGAACAGAGAAAAGAGGAGAGAAUACAAGACCCAAAACGAUUCAAUGUUAAGGCCACUCUUGGAGAACAGGCUGUCAGAUUGCCUCCGCUGUUAGCCCACCAGAGCGAGCCAAACCUGCAGAUGAACACCAGUCAAGCAGCUUGUUAAGUUCUUGGCUCUACCUUCCCAAAAAGAGGACGAGACAUAUGUUCAGUGGCAUGUGGCAUCAGAGGCAAACGCACUGUGGAUAUUGGAGGCAAAUAAUGAGACUGUUUAAGGUAGAUGUCUAACAAAGGUCUUCAAAGCACAUUUCAAAAUGCGGCCCUAGAAAUUUGAGCAGAAGAUUCAUUUGCAUAAUAAAUAAAAAAAAGAAUCUAACAAGCAUA
Cyprinus carpio (common carp) is the source of this 1088-nucleotide messenger RNA. RefSeq names its product spermatogenesis-associated protein 4-like. Gene Ontology annotation, cellular component: axoneme. The record is from RefSeq and is a predicted model, not a curated record. Gene Ontology annotation, molecular function: microtubule binding. NCBI's taxonomy places the organism in Eukaryota, Metazoa, Chordata, Actinopteri, Cypriniformes, Cyprinidae. Gene Ontology annotation, biological process: regulation of cytoskeleton organization.